Molecule: messenger RNA, 620 nt
Organism: Corylus avellana
Lineage: Eukaryota; Viridiplantae; Streptophyta; Magnoliopsida; Fagales; Betulaceae
Product: BolA-like family protein
Biological process (GO): intracellular iron ion homeostasis; protein maturation
Cellular component (GO): nucleus; cytosol
Molecular function (GO): 2 iron, 2 sulfur cluster binding
Source: RefSeq, a predicted model, not a curated record
UCUCGAGUCAUUGCGUAAUUGCCAACAGAGUUGAGCAUCUCAGAUCUCAUAAGCCAGAACAACAGAGAACAAAGAGAGAGAGGGUGGAGAUGGGGGUCACAAAGGAACAAGUAGAGUCCUCGUUGAAGGCAAAGAUGAAUCCUUCGCACCUUGAAGUAAUUGAUACAUCUGGAGGGUGCGGCGCAAGCUUUGCCAUUGAAGUUGUAUCAGAACAAUUUGAAGGGAAGAGGUUGCUGGAGAGGCAUCGGCUGGUGAAUGCUGCUCUGGAAGAGGAAAUGAAAGAAAUUCAUGCUCUAUCAAUAAAGAAAGCUUUGACCCCAGAGCAGUGGAAACAGCAGCAAGAGCCUGAAAAAUCUAAUCCCACUUCUUAAAACGUGGUUUUAAAAUAGUUUGAGACAUUUACAAAGUGUGUUUCUGUUGCUGAGAAAGAUGGAACUACUUGGGAAGAUUUCUUAAGCUUGUUGAUACUUUGGUUCAAGUAUAUUUGCUAAAACUGUAGUAUCAUUCUACCUAGUUUCUGUAUAUUUGAUGCUCAUGUCAUACAACAUGAUUUUCAUGGUAUGCACUAUGGACACCUUUCUCGAAAGAGUAUGCAAAGAUAGGAUCAACAUCUUCUAGAA